Leptopilina heterotoma is the source of this 653-nucleotide messenger RNA. RefSeq names its product Sjoegren syndrome nuclear autoantigen 1 homolog. The transcript has 3 exons. The record is from RefSeq and is a predicted model, not a curated record. Lineage: Eukaryota; Metazoa; Arthropoda; Insecta; Hymenoptera; Figitidae. Gene Ontology annotation, cellular component: centrosome; ciliary basal body. The coding region runs from base 148 to 504 and encodes 118 amino acids.
CAAAAGUUUAGAGAGAGAGAGAGAGAAAAAACCUCUUGAAUGUUUGUUGUUGUUUUAAACGUUUUUUUUGUGCUAGUUAUUUGAAAAUUUAAAUAAUUAUUAUUGCUCACCUGUAAAUUGUAAUUGAAUAAUCGGAAACUAUCCAAAAUGUCACAGCACGGAGCCGCUUUGCAAAGUUAUAAUCAAGAGUUAGUUAAAUGCUUGGAAGACAUGAAGGCCCGACGUUUGGAAUUACAAGCACAAAUUGAAGCAGAAGAAGAGGAAAAAAAUUGUUUACAGCGUGAGAUUGAAAAAAUGUCUUACAAAUUAACUCGUUUAAAUGACAGUCUCGCAAAGAGAACCUCAGUUCGAAACGAAUACGACAGAACAAUUGCCGAAACGGAAACAGCCUACGUGAAGAUUCUCGAAAGCUCGCAAUUAUUGCUGAAUAUGCUGAAAAGAGAAGCCUCAUGUCUAGAUCAAUCUCUAGUGAAAGCAAAUAUGGAGAAACAAUGUCGACAAUAAAAGUAUUUUAUUAAAAUAUUGUAAAUAUUAUUUAUAUAAAAAUUCUGUAAUCAACGAUAAAAAAAAGACAAAAAUUGUAUAUAAAUCGUUGAUGUCAUGUUUUCUCUCCGCACAUGACAAAAAAAGAAUUAAAUGAAUUUUUCCAAGAA